CCCGCCCCUGUCUUCGCCCGCUCUGUCCUCUCCGCCCUCUUCUUCUCCGGCCACCUCGUCGAGCUCGAGCGCGCCCUCCUCCGUGGCGGCGGCAGAGGAGGAGGAGGAGGAAGAGGCGGUGGCGGCACCGAUCCCUCGGGGUCGCUCGUCUCCGUCGAGAACCUCCGAGCCUACCCGCAAAUCAUCGACGUCGCCUCCAUUCUAGGGCUCGAUCACGACAUCGCGGAUCACGCCUUUGAGCUCUCCAGGGAUUGCUCCUCCGCCAUUUGCCUGAGGAAUUGCAGUGUCGAGGCACUCGCUACCGUCGCGCUCGUGCAGGCGAUCCGGGAGGCGCAGGAGCCGAGGAUUCUGUAG
This is a messenger RNA of Ananas comosus (pineapple), 354 nucleotides long. Its product is annotated as plant-specific TFIIB-related protein 1-like. The transcript has a single exon. NCBI's taxonomy places the organism in Eukaryota, Viridiplantae, Streptophyta, Magnoliopsida, Poales, Bromeliaceae. The record is from RefSeq and is a predicted model, not a curated record. The annotation marks the transcript as partial.